Molecule: messenger RNA, 1083 nt
Organism: Lynx canadensis (Canada lynx)
Lineage: Eukaryota; Metazoa; Chordata; Mammalia; Carnivora; Felidae
Product: olfactory receptor 2H1
Source: RefSeq, a predicted model, not a curated record
AUGCCCGCUCCCCCACCUCCGCGCGCCCCUCCUCCAGGACGCCCCACCGACCCGGUGCACCUGCCAGACCAGAUCUAUGCUUCAGCGCAAGCUGCACCGCCCAGAUGCGACCCACCUGGGGCGAAUACCACCAGCCUCCUGGGCUGCCCGUUCCUGGGGACCACGGAGUGCAUCGUCCUCACACUGAUGGCCUUUGACCGCUACGUGGCCGUCCGCUGGCCCCUGCACCAUGACCCCUGCUUGAGCCAGCAGCUGGCGGCCACCACCUGGGCCACCGGCCUGGUGGAGUCAGCGGUCCUGACACCAGCCCCUCUCCGUCUGCUCUUGUGUCCCCGCCGGCAGGUGGGUGAUUUUUUGUGUGAGGUCCCGGCUCUGACUGCACUGUCCCGCGGAAACGCCACUUACGGUGAGAUGCAGGUGGCUGUCGUGGUCCCUCACUGCCUCUGCCCGAGCAGUGCUCAGGUCAAGUCUGCCACAGGGUGGAAGAAGGCGUUCCGGACGCACCCCUCCCACCUCGCGGUGGUCACCCUGUACGACUCAGUCAUUACUGUCUAUCUGCAGCCCCCAAAUCCCGACGUUCAGCAAAGGGGCAAGUUGUCCAGUCUCUGCUAUGCAGCAGGCACUCCAGCACUUAACAACCCUCUUGUUCACACCCUGAGGAACAGAGGGGUAAAGGGGACACUGGGACGCUGCUUGGGAGGCACAGGGACCCAAGGGAGUGCUGAGAGCUGCCUGGGUGCUUUCCAGUCCCCAGGGAAUCAACCUGCUUCUGCCAACCUGCAGAACCCCCAGAGCCCUGGCCGCGCGGAGGCCCGGGACCGUUUGCACAACGCGGGCUCUGGCGCCCUCUGCCGGCUGCACUCGGCACUGCGCCUGAUGUCGGGGGAAGGACCUACCUACCUGAGAAAAGCUGGAGACCUGGAGAUGGGUAGAGGAAAAAGAGAAUUUUUCUUCCCCCUGUCCCCACCGCUCUCCACACACUGGGAGGGAACAUUCCACCAGCCCACCCUCAAAGCCUCAGCACGUUCACGGCAGCGGCUGCCGCCACCAGAGCCCAAGUUUAUCUUCCAGGAGAGUCUCUAG